Molecule: messenger RNA, 1603 nt
Organism: Raphanus sativus (radish)
Lineage: Eukaryota; Viridiplantae; Streptophyta; Magnoliopsida; Brassicales; Brassicaceae
Product: bZIP transcription factor 17
Exons: 2
Coding region: 410-1603 (397 amino acids)
Cellular component (GO): nucleus; endoplasmic reticulum membrane
Molecular function (GO): DNA-binding transcription factor activity
Source: RefSeq, a predicted model, not a curated record
UAGACACAUAAUGAUGCCAGAAGGGAGGAGACAUGCGUGACGUCAAAGAGACUCCAAAACGACACACAUUUGGAAUAAUAAAAUCUAUCAAAUUAAAUAAUAAUAAUAAAUCAGAUCAGAUCCGAUCCAAAGAACAUAAAAUAAAAUAAAAAAGACGUUAAAGAGCAUAUAAACCCUGCAUCACUCCACCUUAAUGCAGUCAACGUGCUCCGAGAUGGAUACUAAAUCUCCCCACGCGCUUUUUCUCGCACGUUAAGUAUUCACUCCUUUUUCUGCACUGGAUUGAAAUCCACGCGCUAAUGUGGGAGUAGAAUAAGAGCAACGUCCACUCGCUCUAUAACGGUAUAAAGACAUAACCUCUCUUCUUCUUCCCAAAUUAGUAACCCUAAAACCUUAAACAUUUCCAACAAUGGCGGUAGACAGUUUCUACGGUUCUAGCUUCGACCUUCGGAACUCGAUCUCCGAUCUCGGCGUUGACUUCGAGUUGACUUUCGACGACCUCUGGUCUCCUUCUGAGAACGAGUCCUUCUUCGUCUCUGUUGAUAAGACAUCGAUAGCAACGAAGAGGAAGAAAGAGAUUGAAGAAGAAGAUAGAUGGAUGAGCUCUAAUAAGUACAGGAGAAUUGAUGAAGAUGGUGAUGAGGAGAAGAGGAAGGCGAGACUGGUUAGGAACCGUGAGAGUGCUCUGCUUUCGAGGCAGAGGAAGAAGCAUUACGUGGAGGAGCUUGAGGACAAAGUCAAGAGCUUGCAAUCCGUUAUAACGGAUUUGAACACUAAAGUCUCUUACUUUAUGUCUGAGAAUGUUACCCUGAGGCAGACGGUGGGUCCCGCCGGAAAAGGCAUGUGCUGGCCACCGUUUGUUCCGGUGACUUAUCCACCAUGGAUGAUGCCGUUUCCAGCUUAUCAAGUAGUGCCUUUGCUUCCUAUUCCUCGUUUGAAACCACAACGGUCCGUGGCUAAGGUGAAGAAGUCAGAAGCUAAGACCAAGAAGGUUGCUAGUGUUAGUGUUCUUGGUCUUGUCUUUUGUCUGUUUCUGUUUGGUGCAUUGGUUCCUUUUGUGGUUAGAGGAAGAGUUUUGGAUGUGUCAGUUAAUAGUAGUAGUAGUAGUAGAGGUUAUGAUAGUGAGCUACUAGUUGCAUCACUAUUUGUUCCGAGGAAUGAGAAGCUUGUGAAGCUAGAUGGAAACUUAAUUAUUCAUCCUGUUUCGACAAGCAAGGAAGACAAACUCAACUCAACAGCAGCCAAUGGUGAAAUGAAGCAAUGGUUUAGUGAAGGUGUUGCAGGACCAAUGUUCAGUUCGGAGAUGUGCACCGAAGUGUUUCAGUUUGAUGUCUCCUCAACCUCUGGAUCCAUUAGACCUGCUUCUCAACAGCCUAAGAACAACAGAAGAAACCUAACCAAAGAUCAAAACAGCACUAACAAAGAGAACUUCAGCAGAACCAAGCCAUUCUCAUCAACGGUUGUAACUAUGCUUACUGAUCCCAGAGAAGAAGGCGGCGAUGGAGGUACACAAUCACUGUCAAGAGUUUUCAUAGUGGUUCUUGUUGACGGUAUGAAGUAUGUAACCUACUCAUGCGUCCUCCCUCAUCUUGUAACCACUUGA